CCGGCUCCGAAAGCAGCCAGCGGCGAGGCUCUCGAUCCCCCAGCGCAGCGUCCACCAGGCGGCGGUCCGCUCGCGAGGCCAGCGCCGCGCCGCCUCCAGCCUCCCCGUCCAUCUCCUCGCUCCUCGUCCAAGCGCUGCCGCCGUACGCCGCCCCUGCGCCUCCCCGUCGGAGACGCCCCUUCGUCUCCCCAUCUCCCGCAUCCCGGGGCUCAAGCACGUCCGCAGCUUCUCUUCCGCCUCGGCGAUCCUUCCACCGCUUCACGUGAGCAUCAAAUUGCGAAAUUCGAGCUUCAUAAGACAACACAUUAGAUUGUUUACUGUGAGUGGUUGUGGCAAGUCUCCCACACACCGCCGGUUCUCUCUCUCCGUCUGAGCGACUGAGCCUCCUUUCCUCCCGGCGACGACAGGGCGAGCAGCCCUUUGCCAUUCUCUGCGGCAACAAGCAUCUGAAAGGGGAGUGAAGCUAAUAUGGCUGCCUUGCCACUGCCCACUGCUGAAGUAUGUGAUGCUAAUCCUCAUUUGAUUAUGAAUGGCGAGCUUCGUGCUCUCCAUCCCAUCUUCCAAAUCUACGGAAGGCGCCAAGUUUUUGCUGGUCCUAUUGUGACGCUGAAGGUCUACGAGGACAAUGUUCUGAUCCGUGAGUUCCUUGAGGAGAAAGGCCACGGCAGGGUCCUUGUGGUUGAUGGUGGUGGGAGUAUGCGCUGUGCCAUUCUGGGUGGCAACCCUGUCCAGCAGGCACAGAACAAUGGGUGGGCUGGCAUUGUGGUGAACGGGUGCAUCAGGGAUGUUGAUGAGAUCAAUGGCUGCGACAUUGGUGUGCGAGCUCUCAACUCCCACCCUAUGAAGGCAAACAAGAAGGGCAUUGGUGAGAAGCAUGUCCCUGUGACCAUCGCAGGAACUAGGAUUUGCGAUGGCGAAUGGCUCUAUGCCGAUACAGAUGGCAUUCUUGUCUCGAGGAUGGAGUUGACUGUGUAGACCCAUUCCCUCUUUGUACUUGUGUAUAAGAAUUGGGCGCAUAAAAGCAGGUCUGCUCUUGUCCUUGCCUCUUGGUGUUCUGUCUGAACUUGUAAUAAUGGAUUGUCGUUGGGUCACACGAUUUACCGGGAAUCAUUGAUGUUACAAAUUGUUGUCUAUCAAUUUUUGGAAUCGCAAACUCUUAUUCUGGUGAA
Molecule: messenger RNA, 1169 nt
Organism: Panicum virgatum (switchgrass)
Lineage: Eukaryota; Viridiplantae; Streptophyta; Magnoliopsida; Poales; Poaceae
Product: putative 4-hydroxy-4-methyl-2-oxoglutarate aldolase 2
Exons: 4
Coding region: 469-975 (168 amino acids)
Biological process (GO): regulation of RNA metabolic process
Molecular function (GO): ribonuclease inhibitor activity
Source: RefSeq, a predicted model, not a curated record